AUGGAUCCCAUUAUCUUACUUUUCUGUACAAUCUUCUUUGCAGCCAUUUCCCUUGGAGUCCUCUUAUACUCCAAAAAUCCUAAUGCUUCUCACCCGAACCUUCCACCAGGCAGGAUGGGCUUGCCAUUGAUCGGUGAAAGCCUUGAAUACCUCUUAACGGGUCGAAAAGGUUAUCCUGAGAAGUUCUUAAAUGAUAGAAUGGCAAAAUACUCUUCACAAGUCUUCAAAACUUCAAUACUAGGAGAAUCUAUGGCCGUUGUUUGCGGAGCAGCUGGCAAUAAAUUCUUAUUCUCCAAUGAAAACAAGCUUGUCACUGCCUGGUGGCCAGAUUCUGUAAACAAGAUUUUCCCUUCUUCUACACAAACAAGUUCGAAAGAAGAAUCAAAGAAGAUGAGGAAAAUGCUACCUAAUUUUCUUAAACCAGAGGCCUUGCAAAGAUACAUAGGUAUGAUGGACAACAUUGCGCAAAGGCACUUUGAAGCGAGUUGGGAAGGCAAGCAAGAAAUUACAGUGUUUCCACUUGCAAAGAGAUAUACCUUUUGGGUUGCUUGCAAAGUAUUUUUAAGCAUAGAGGACCCAGAGCAUGUUUCCAAAUUUGCCGAUCCUUUCAAUGCCUUGGCUUCUGGAAUAAUUUCUGUCCCCAUAAACUUACCAGGGACACCUUUCCGUCGUGCUAUAAAUGCUUCAGAAUUGAUCAGGAAGGAAUUGAUGGCAAUCAUUAAGCAAAGGAAGAUUGAUCUUGCGGAGAAUAAAGCAGCCCCCAAUCAAGAUAUUUUGUCUCAUAUGUUGCUUGCGACAGAUGAAAAUGGGCAGUACUUGAAUGAAUUGAACAUAGCUGACAGGAUUCUUGGUCUGUUGAUUGGUGGACACGAUACUGCUAGUGCUGCCAUUACUUUCAUUAUCAAAUAUCUUGCUGAGCUUCCUGACAUCUACAAUGAGGUUUACAAAGAACAAAUGGAGAUUGCAAGAUCAAAAGAACCAGGGGAGUUGCUAAACUGGGAAGACAUUCAAAAGAUGAAAUAUUCCUGGAAUGUUGCGUGUGAAGUGAUGAGACUUGCUCCUCCACUUCAGGGUGCUUUCAGAGAGGCCAUCACUGACUUCACAUUUUCUGGUUUCUCCAUUCCUAAGGGCUGGAAGUUGCACUGGAAUGUCAAUUCAACACACAAAAACGUGGAGUGCUUUCCAGAGCCAGAAAAGUUCGAUCCUACAAGAUUUGAAGGGAAUGGACCAGCUCCUUAUACAUUUGUUCCAUUUGGAGGAGGGCCAAGAAUGUGUCCCGGAAAAGAGUAUGCCCGUCUUGAGAUACUUGUUUUCAUGCACAAUGUGAUGAAAAGGUUUAAUUGGGAAAAGCUGUUACCUGAUGAGAAGAUAAUAGUGGAUCCAUUGCCAAUGCCAGCGAAAGGACUCCCUGUCCGCCUCCUUCCCCAUAAACCAUAAACUUAUUGCUUCUACUUCUACUUUAGCUUCUCAAGAGAAAUAGGACUUUUAUCAACAAAAUAACAUGGAUAGUGAGGCACUUGUUUUGUAGAUAGCUGCGCAGUACUAGCUCUAACGCAUAGCAAGACAAUUGCCCUGGGCAUUUCUCAUUCUCUUGUAUCUCAU
This is a messenger RNA of Theobroma cacao (cacao), 1602 nucleotides long. Its product is annotated as beta-amyrin 28-monooxygenase-like. NCBI's taxonomy places the organism in Eukaryota, Viridiplantae, Streptophyta, Magnoliopsida, Malvales, Malvaceae. Gene Ontology annotation, biological process: sterol metabolic process. Gene Ontology annotation, molecular function: monooxygenase activity; oxidoreductase activity, acting on paired donors, with incorporation or reduction of molecular oxygen; heme binding. The record is from RefSeq and is a predicted model, not a curated record.